This is a messenger RNA of Echinococcus granulosus, 300 nucleotides long. RefSeq lists its product as hypothetical. The transcript has a single exon. NCBI's taxonomy places the organism in Eukaryota, Metazoa, Platyhelminthes, Cestoda, Cyclophyllidea, Taeniidae. The record is from RefSeq and is a predicted model, not a curated record. The coding region runs from base 1 to 300 and encodes 99 amino acids.
AUGGGCAGCGCCUUGACGUCGGCAGGCAGGCAGGCAGACAGGCAAGGCAAGGGACUAGACAGGAACGGCCGUCAGACAAACAGGCUAUCGAUUUUUAAAUCGCUCUUCCUCCUCCUUUUCACCCUCCUCUCCACCUACCUCCUCUCGUCUCCUCCUCCUCCUCCUCCUCCCCCUCCUCCUCCUCCUCCACCACCACCACUUUCAUCUCCUCCGAUUGCCGCCUUCCACGCAUACCUGCGUGCGCCCAGCUUGUGCGAGUUCACGCCGGAGGGACUGAGAUAUGCGCCUACUUAUCCAUAA